UCUUCUUCCUCUUCCUCGCGGCCCGGCCUGGCCCGGCCAUGGCGGACUUCGACGAGAUCUACGAAGAAGAGGAGGACGAGGAGCGGGCCUUGGAGGAGCAGCUGCUCAAGCACUCGCCGGACCCGGUGGUGGUGCGAGGCUCCGGCCAUGUCACUGUGUUUGGACUGAGCAACAAAUUUGAAGCAGAAUUUCCUUCGUCCUUAACAGGAAAAGUCGCACCUGAGGAGUUUAAAGCCAGCAUCAGCAGAGUGAAUAGCUGUCUUAAGAAGAAUCUUCCAGUCAAUGUCCGAUGGCUGCUUUGUGGCUGCCUUUGUUGCUGCUGUACUUUAGGUUGUAGUAUGUGGCCAGUGAUUUGCCUCAGUAAAAGAACACGAAGAUCGAUUGAGAAGUUAUUAGAAUGGGAAAACAAUAGGUUAUACCACAAGCUGUGCUUGCAUUGGAGGCUAAGCAAAAGGAAAUGUGAAUCGAAUAACAUGAUGGAAUAUGUCAUUCUUAUAGAAUUUUUACCAAAGACACCAAUUUUCCGACCAGAUUAGCAUUUGCUUUACUUUAGAGACUUACCCAAGUAUAUUGUCUUUUUUCCAAUGGUGCCUUGCUUGGUGCUCUCCUGGUGAUGACAUAGCAUUGGUUCUACAUAAUAUUGUGGUUUCUUCAUUCUUUUCUUUUGUAAUGGCAUGUUCAAAGUGCAUUUUGUCAAAUUUUGUGGAAGUCAUUUCACGCAGACGUUAGUGUAAUUUAUUUCCUGUCCUUUUUCCGUUGUUGAUGUAUCCUGAUUUUUCCAGAGACUUUAUAUAUACAUAUAUCUAUGUAUGUGUGUGUUUCUGUGUGUAUAUAUAUACAUACAUAUAUAGCUAUAAACAUAAAACCAAAAAUAGCUAUAAGUGAGAAGUUUUUUUAACCCCAUAGAAAUUGUGAAAAUUGGCAAUCACUUUAAUCUAUGCACUUGCAGCUUCUCUGAAUCUCUGCAUAUUUUGCCAGCGACAUACUUGUAUAUAUCAGAGUUUUUCCUUCUCCUUUCUGGAACGUAAAUCAGCCACCUGUAAGGCGACAAGCAGCAUUUCUUGAAACCCAAACAUUGGUUCACCUUUGCGCAUUUCUCUAUUCCAUGAAGAAGUACCAUCUGUUCUGAAGAUGUUCUUCCCAAGAAACUUGAAAUUGGAUUGCUAGUAUUCCACUAGAAGAAUUUGUGAUGGAUUUGCAUGUGUUCAGUGGUUAAUACUGCUCAGGAUCAUAAAAAAAUUAGUAUUUCAUGGGGGACUGGUACACACGAAACACUGGUCAAUCCUGCUGUGAAUAAGAGAACUGGGAUUGAGGGGGAAGUGGAAUUUGUGAUCUCCAAACCUGCUCCCAAUCUCUUAAUCCUGGUUCAGAAUAGACCAGUUUUUUGUAUGUGUGCACCUACUGUGUGUGUGUGUGUGUGUGUGUGUGUGUGUGUGUGUAUGAGAGAGAGAGAGAGAAAUUAUGUAUGUAUAUACUGUGUGGCUAAUGCCAUGUAACAGCUUUACUGUUUUUAUUGUUUACUAGAUCUAAUAGUACACAAGGAUGCAAGCUUGUCAGAAAAAUAUCUGUUAAAUACUUCAGUAGUUUGAGUUUUUAAAUGUUGCAGUGUUUGGCUCCAGGUCAGAGAACGGAAGUCUCAAUUCCUAUUGAAAUUGAUGGGUUAUGUUAGUUGUGACUAACUUUUGAAAUCCCAUUAAUUUCAGCGGGAUUUGAGCACAGUUAAGUUUCUAUAAUUAUUUCAGGUGGAGUCUUUGUAUGUAAAACAUUUACAACAUUGUACCAGAAGCUACAGAUGUGUUGAUGAUUUUUACAUCUGUUUAUCAGAUGUGCAAAUCAAAAAUUAGUGAUUUGGCUGAAUAGCUUACUGAAUGUACUGGAUAAAUACUUAUUGCAUCCCAGCUUUUUUCUUUUUUCUAUGUUUACAUGGUUAGCUUUCUGUUUAUUGUUUGCACAAGAAAGCAUUAAAAAUAUGGAUACGUGAUAGUAUGCUUUGGUCAGGGCAGUUUUUAGUUUUUUGGCUGUGCAUAUCUUCAUAUAUUGUGUUUAAAGCCUACUUAAUACAAAUAUUUCUGAAAUCUUGGGGUUUUUUUGGGAGCUUAACGUACAUGAACUAUAACAUAUGUUAAAAGGGCCCAUUCUUCAUGUAGCAGAGCAAUAAUGUGAAUAGCCAACAAAUGCAUUGUGCUUACUGUUUGUACUAUGAAAAGUUUACCCCACUGCAAGGAUUCCAUUUUCCUUCAUUUAAAUACAGUUUCACUUUAUUGUCAUUAUACAGCUAUGUUUAUUGUGUAUUUUUCAAUGCUUGCUGUUCAUAGCAGAUCUUCAUUAGGAGAAGCAUCUUUUGUAAAGGAAAGAAUUUCCAGGAAAGUAUCAAAUCA
Lacerta agilis (Sand lizard) is the source of this 2378-nucleotide messenger RNA. RefSeq names its product cysteine rich hydrophobic domain 2 (gene CHIC2). The record is from RefSeq and is a predicted model, not a curated record. Lineage: Eukaryota; Metazoa; Chordata; Lepidosauria; Squamata; Lacertidae. The transcript has 7 exons. The coding region runs from base 39 to 536 and encodes 165 amino acids.